AUGGCACCUUCUGAAAUGCCCAGCUCCAUCAAUGGGGUCAAUGGAAUUGCAGAGAUAUACGAAUAUCCGCCCACCAACGUGGAGGGGCCAUACAAGAUCCUUAAUCAAUACCAUUCGAAGCCUACCAAACUUCGAGUUGCUUGCUGCGGAGCAGGAGCAUCAGGUCUCUGCUUAGCGUACAAGAUGGAGCGGAUGCUUACACCGGGUUCUUGGGAAUUGACUCUAUACGAGAAGAACCCGCAAUUUGGAGGCACAUGGUACGAGAACACCUAUCCCGGUGUUGCUUGUGAUAUCCCAUCCCACGACUACAACUUCACCUGGGAUCCAAAGCCGGAUUGGUCGCAAUUCUUUGCGUCUGGAAAGGAAAUUCAGGGGUAUUUUGAGGACUUCGCUGAGAGACAUGGAAGUAAGAAGUACAUGAAGCUCAACAGCAAGAUUGUCGAAGCGCGAUGGGACGAUACUGAGGGUAUUUGGAACAUUACGUUAGAGAACCAGGUGACCAAGAAUACUUUCAAGGACUGGGCACAUGUCUUUGUGAACGGAACCGGUAUCCUAAACACAUGGAAGUGGCCAGAUAUUGAAGGUCUCCAUGAUUUCAAGGGACCAUUGAUGCAUUCUGCAAAGUGGGAUCACAGCGUUGAUUUCAACGGCAAGACAGCUGGUGUCAUUGGCACAGGCUCCACAAGUGUACAGAUCGUUCCCCAGCUACAGAAGAUUUGCAAGGAGGUAGAGGUCUACAUGCGAAGCCCAACUUGGAUCUCACCUCCAUUCGGAGCCGGCGCUCUCACGAACGACUUACAAAAGGGCCAGGAGGUUAACCCGGGGCAGCGCCAAUACGACUUCACCGAGGCCGACAAGAAGAAAUUCGCAGAGAAUCCAGAUUAUCACCUUGAUUUCCGCAAGCGGAUCGAGGCGGAAAUCAACAGUCUCUUCGGAAUGUACCUGCAGAAUUCCGAACUAUCCAACAUGUUCCGAGAUGUCAUCACAAAGGAGAUGAACCGCCGCAUGGGGCCAGGCCAUGAGAAGCUAAAAGAGUUCAUCAUUCCUAAGUGGUCUCCAGGAUGCCGGAGAAUCUCGCCUGGUGAUGGUUAUCUCGAAGCACUAGUGCAGGAUAAUGUAAGUCCAGUUUUCGAAGGCAUCAAGAGAAUCGUGUCAGAAGGGAUUGAGACUGUAGAUGGAAAAGUGCACAAGAUGGACAUUCUUGUCUGUGCUACUGGAUUCCAGGUUGCGUUCCAGCCCGCUUUCACAGUGAUCAAUGGUGAAGGCAAGUCUAUCAAGCAGGACUGGACGAAUGGACCCAACCUCUACUUUGGCGUGUCAGCGCCUAGAUUCCCCAACUAUUACACCAUCGUCGGGCCUGGUGCCACCUGGAGUAAUGGUACUCUCCUCCCAUCAAUCGAGACUACGAUCGAGUAUUCGAUCAAGUGCAUGAAGAAGAUGCAGACUGAGGGUAUCAAGGCGAUGGCGGUUAAGCAGGAAGCACUAGAUGAGAUCUACUCCCAUUUCGACGAAUUCCAUAAAGCGACCGUGUGGCAAGAAGAGUGCCGAAGUUGGUUCAAGGAUGGGAAGAUCAAGAACCGUAUCUACCUAUGGCCAGGCGCUACGAUCCACUUCCUCAAGUCUAUCAAGGACCCGCGCUUCGAGGACUACGACUACACAUACAGGUACAAGAACCGGUUUGCGUUCUUGGGUAAUGGCGAUGUGAAGGCGACAGUUUCGAAAGAUGUCCUUGGGCUGAGUCCAUACAUCAGGAAUUCGGAUCAUGAAUGGAGUAUCGAUUAA
Messenger RNA from Lindgomyces ingoldianus, 1782 nucleotides. RefSeq names its product FAD/NAD(P)-binding domain-containing protein. The record is from RefSeq and is a predicted model, not a curated record. Lineage: Eukaryota; Fungi; Ascomycota; Dothideomycetes; Pleosporales; Lindgomycetaceae. Gene Ontology annotation, molecular function: N,N-dimethylaniline monooxygenase activity; flavin adenine dinucleotide binding; NADP binding. The transcript has 4 exons. The coding region runs from base 1 to 1782 and encodes 593 amino acids.